Molecule: messenger RNA, 309 nt
Organism: Dictyostelium discoideum AX4
Lineage: Eukaryota; Evosea; Eumycetozoa; Dictyosteliales; Dictyosteliaceae
Exons: 1
Coding region: 1-309 (102 amino acids)
Source: RefSeq, a predicted model, not a curated record
AUGAAUUCUCCAACUCCAUCGCCAUCAACUUUACCAAAUUCAAAUAGUCAACAAUCACAACAACAACAAACAUGGAAGAGUUGUUGUGGUAAUUCAAGAUGUAUGUUAUGUGGUACACCACGUUGUCUUUGUAUGAAUCAUCCAUCAUGGACAUUAAUACUUAGAGUUGUAUUUUUCUCAUUAUCACAAUUGUAUCCAGAUAAGGAAUCUUUAAAAUUAAGAAAUAAUAUAAAUAAUAUAAACAAUAAUUAUAAUAAUAAUAAUAUCAACAAUAAUAAUAAUAAUAAUAAUAAUAAUAAUAAAAAAUAA